This is a messenger RNA of Girardinichthys multiradiatus, 8448 nucleotides long. Its product is annotated as voltage-dependent T-type calcium channel subunit alpha-1I-like. Lineage: Eukaryota; Metazoa; Chordata; Actinopteri; Cyprinodontiformes; Goodeidae. Gene Ontology annotation, biological process: calcium ion transmembrane transport; sodium ion transmembrane transport; membrane depolarization during action potential. The record is from RefSeq and is a predicted model, not a curated record. Bases 1 to 6216 code for a protein of 2071 amino acids. Gene Ontology annotation, molecular function: low voltage-gated calcium channel activity; voltage-gated sodium channel activity. Gene Ontology annotation, cellular component: voltage-gated sodium channel complex; voltage-gated calcium channel complex; plasma membrane. The transcript is spliced from 33 exons.
AUGCGUAUCCUGGUGAACCUGCUGCUUGACACUUUGCCCAUGCUGGGUAACGUCCUCCUCCUCUGCUUCUUCGUAUUCUUCAUCUUUGGCAUCAUUGGGGUACAGCUCUGGGCGGGGCUGCUGAGGAACCGUUGCUACCCAGAGGACAACUUCACACUGACUACAGGUAUCAGUCUCCCUCGACCUUACUAUAUGGCGGAUGAAGAUGACGAGAGGCCUUUCAUCUGCUCCUUACCUAUUGACAAUGGCAUCAUGUCCUGCUCAGAUGUUCCAGCCCGUCGUGAAGGAGGCAGGGCCUGUUGUUUGGAUAAAGAGGAUGUUGUCUACCGCCAGUCUAUUGGAUUGAGUCCUGAACCUUUGACCAAUGGCAGUAUCAGUGUGGCUGGUCUGUGUGUUAACUGGAAUCAGUAUUACACCAGAUGUCAUACUGGAAGCAGUAACCCACACAAAGGUGCCAUCAAUUUUGAUAACAUUGCCUAUGCCUGGAUUGUCAUCUUUCAGGUGAUCACUCUGGAGGGCUGGGUGGAAAUCAUGUACUAUGUAAUGGAUGCUCACUCUUUCUACAACUUUAUCUACUUCAUCCUGUUAAUAAUAGUCGGUUCCUUCUUCAUGAUCAACCUGUGCCUUGUGGUCAUCGCAACCCAAUUUUCAGAGACGAAGCAGCGGGAGCAUCAGUUGAUGCAGGAACAACGAGCUCGGUGCUCGUCCUCCUCAACGCUGGCCAGUGAGCCAGGAGAUUGUUACGAAGAGCUGUUCCAGCUGGUCUGCCACUGCCUCCGCAAGGCCAGGAGACAAACUGUUGCCUUUUUUAACACCUUGAGAGGUAAGCCUCGUGGAUUCCGGGGUGUUGGAAGAGGAAGACCAGGUGGGGAAGAAAGGGAGAGGCAGACCAAUGGAAGGGGAGAACGUGAGAGGAGACUGGCAUCAAGGCCAGGUUAUCGGUGCCCUCAUCAUAAUAAACCAGACAACACCUCACCAGCUGAGCCUCUAGCCCUGACUGCUACCUCGAAAGUUGCUGGUUGCCCUCAGUGUGCAAAGGAACUUACAGACGGAGUGGGGCCUGUAUGUGUAGCCGGUGAUGAAGCAGAAGAGGAAGCCAUGGAGAAAACCAACAAUGAGGAUAAGCAAAAAGAAGGAAGCAAAGUCAAGGACAAGAAAAAACCGAAAGGUGCGGAGAACCAUAUAGGCUGUAGUCCAAAGAAGCGAUGCAAAGAACUUUGGGAGGAGAUAAGGAAGAAGCUGUGGAGCAUUGUAGAGAGCAAGUACUUUAACCGAGGCAUCAUGACAGCCAUCCUAAUUAACACCAUCAGCAUGGGCAUUGAGCACCACGAGCAGCCGGAUGAGCUCACCAAUGUGCUGGAAAUCUGCAACAUCGUUUUCACUAGCAUGUUCUCCCUUGAGAUGAUCCUGAAGCUCACUGCUUUUGGCUCUUUCAGUUACUUGAGAAACCCCUACAAUGUCUUUGAUGGAAUCAUUGUCAUUAUAAGUGUGUGUGAGAUUGUUGGGCAGUCGGACGGUGGUUUGUCUGUGCUGAGGACAUUCCGACUGUUGAGGGUGCUAAAGCUGGUAAGGUUCAUGCCAGCUCUCAGGAGACAGCUUGUGGUCCUAAUGAAGACCAUGGACAACGUGGCCACAUUCUGCAUGCUACUUAUGCUCUUCAUCUUCAUCUUUAGCAUCCUUGGGAUGCACAUCUUUGGCUGUAAAUUCAGUCUGAAGACAGAGGCUGGGGAUACAGUACCAGACAGGAAGAACUUUGACUCCCUGCUGUGGGCUAUUGUCACUGUUUUCCAGAUUUUGACCCAGGAAGAUUGGAACGCGGUUUUGUACAAUGGCAUGGCAGCCACCUCACCACUUGCUGCUCUUUAUUUUGUGGCGCUCAUGACCUUUGGAAACUAUGUCCUCUUCAAUCUGCUUGUGGCCAUUUUGGUUGAAGGUUUUCAGGCAGAGGGUGAUGCCAAUCGUUCAUACUCUGAUGAUGACCACUCUUCUUCCAACAAUGAUGAGAGUGAGAAACACGACUCCAUAAAAUUGUCUGAUCCAAGGAUUUGUACUCUAACCCCAAACGGUCACCUGGAGCAUGGUGCCCUCUCUGGGUCCAGGGGAUUCUACUCUUCAGAGAAGCGGAGCUUCAACAAUGAGUCUAGAAAGAGCAGCUUGAUGAGUCUGGGGAAGAGCAGCCUGGAGAGACGCUCCCUUUCUCUGCGCCAUGGUCGCAGUUCCAAUUACCACAACUGGGGACGACCCUUUCCUCCACAGUCUGGAUGGAGUCGCAGGUCCAGCUCAAACAGCCUUGGUAGGAGGAGUUAUGGUUUUGGUGGGGCACCUCUUGUUGGAGGCAGCCUGCGUGUGCGCAGCACCUGCUCCUCCUACUCCUACAACCAUGCUUCAGAGCAGGAAUCCCUUCUCUCGCACUCUCUCCACUCCCAUCAUUCCCAUCAUCCUCUCCCACCCCCGUUGUUCCUCUCCAGACAUUUCGGAGCAAGAAGGGAUCGACGAGCUCUUUCCCUGGAACUCCCAGAAUUGCUCUGUACAGGUGGACGAGCUCCAGGACUGCCACCCAUUCAGGUUCCAGAUCAUGGAAGAAAGAGUGGGUCUGGGGCACCGGGCUCUCUUACGGGAGGCUCAGGAGCUGGUAGUGGUUUAGGACUGGACCACCGGGACUGCAACGGCAAGGCAUCAGGUCACCACAAUCAUUUGAUAACUGAUGUUUUCCCUCAAGUCAAUGCACGCAAGGAUAGAGCAGAUCUGGAUGAAGAAACAGACUACAGUUGUUGCUUUCGUAUCCAGAAGAUGAUGGAGGUAUACAAGCCAGACUGGUGUGAGACUAGAGAGAACUGGUCUGUUUAUCUGUUCUCUCCGCAAAACAAGUUCAGGGUUCUCUGUCAGUCAAUCAUUGCCCAUAAGCUCUUUGACUACGUGGUCUUGGUCUUUAUCUUCCUGAACUGCAUCACAGUGGCUUUGGAGAGGCCUAAAAUUCUUCAAGGAAGCCUGGAAAGACUGUUACUUACCCUUUCAAACUACAUCUUUACGGCCAUCUUUGUUGCGGAGAUGACCGUCAAGGUUGUGUCCAUGGGCCUAUACCUUGGAGAGAAAGCAUAUCUGAGGAGCAGCUGGAACAUUCUGGAUGGUUUCCUGGUUUUUGUGUCUUUGAUUGAUAUUGUAGUGUCGAUGGCAGGAGGCGCUAAGAUCCUGGGAGUUCUACGUGUUCUCAGGUUGCUCAGGACACUACGGCCCCUCAGGGUUAUCAGCAGGGCUCCAGGCCUGAAGCUGGUGGUAGAGACGCUAAUUACUUCCCUCAAACCCAUUGGCAACAUUGUUCUCAUCUGCUGUGCCUUUUUCAUCAUCUUUGGCAUUCUUGGAGUACAGCUCUUCAAAGGCAAGUUCUACUACUGUGUGGGUUUGGAUGUGAAGAACAUCACUAAUAAAUCUGACUGCCUCACUGCCAACUACCGAUGGGUUCACCACAAAUACAAUUUUGACAACCUUGGACAGGCUCUUAUGUCGCUAUUUGUGCUGGCAUCAAAAGAUGGCUGGGUUAACAUCAUGUAUCAUGGAUUAGAUGCAGUGGGAAUUGACCAGCAGCCGGUGACCAACAACAAUCCAUGGAUGCUGCUCUACUUCAUAUCUUUCCUCUUGAUUGUCAGUUUCUUCGUCCUCAAUAUGUUCGUGGGCGUGGUGGUGGAAAAUUUCCACAAAUGUCGGCAGCACCAGGAAGUGGAGGAGGCAAGACGUAGAGAGGAAAAGCGCCAGCGCCGCAUGGAAAAGAAGAGAAGAAAGGCCCAGAAACUGCCAUACUAUUCUUCUUAUGGCCAUACACGCCUGGCUAUCCAUGCUCUGUGUACCAGCCACUACCUGGACCUAGUAAUCACCUUCAUUAUCUGCAUUAAUGUCAUCACUAUGUCCCUGGAGCACUACAGCCAACCACAGUCCCUUGAGACUGCCCUGAAGUAUUGCAACUACUUCUUCACCUCCACCUUUGUGAUUGAGGCUUCUCUCAAGCUUGUUGCCUUUGGCUUUCGGCGCUUCUUCAAGGACAGGUGGAAUCAGCUGGACUUGGCUAUAGUGUUGCUGUCUGUAAUGGGCAUCACUCUGGAGGAGAUUGAAAUAAACGCCUCCCUUCCCAUCAACCCAACCAUCAUCAGGAUCAUGAGAGUGCUCAGGAUAGCAAGAGUGCUGAAAUUACUGAAAAUGGCAACAGGCAUGAGGGCCCUGCUUGACACAGUGGUCCAGGCUCUCCCUCAGGUUGGAAACUUAGGCCUUCUCUUCAUGUUGCUGUUUUUUAUCUACGCUGCUCUUGGAGUGGAGCUUUUUGGAGAGCUCGUUUGCAAUGCUGACUACCCUUGUGAGGGAAUGAGCCGCCACGCUACAUUUGAAAACUUUGGAAUGGCUUUUCUUACACUCUUCCAAGUGUCAACAGGUGACAACUGGAAUGGCAUCAUGAAGGAUACUCUGAGGGAGUGCCCAUCAGAUCGCCCAGGCACUGACUACGGCUGUCAUGCUGGACUGCAGUUCAUCUCUCCAUUGUACUUUGUGUCAUUCGUACUCACAGCUCAGUUUGUCUUGAUAAAUGUGGUUGUUGCUGUGCUAAUGAAGCACCUGGAUGACUCCAACAAGGAGGCGCAGGAGGAUGCAGAGAUGGAUGCUGAAAUUGAGCUGGAGCUGGCUCAGGGGGGGCUCUGCUGCAUGAUGGGAGGCAUUGGAGCCAUCGCCGGGGCCACUGGUGGGGCUGCGGCUGGGGCAGGCAUAGGUGGAGCACCAAGCGGAGCAACUGCAGCAGGGACAGUCGGGGGUCCAAGUAGUAGGGUAAAGGCUCCACUGCGAGAUGGAGGAGGAGGUAGCUCAGCUCAUGAGGGACACACUCACCCUCGAUGUCGUCUCUAUUCUCCUUCUCAAGAGAGCCAGUGGCUGGACAGUGUGUCUCUGCUGAUUAAGGACUCAUUGGAAGGAGACAUGAUUGACAACCUGUCUGGGUCAGUUUUUCACCACUACUGCUCUUCUCCUGUCUGCAAGGAUUGCAAAAGUCACUCACAAGAGAUCCGAUUGGCAGAGGUGGAGCAGGCAUCACUGAUGUCAGAACAGCUGUCAGACAAAUCCUCAUCUCCAGUGUUACCCGAUGACCUCAGCCUGGAUGAACACAGCAGCUACCAGCUGCUUGUCAGAGACAGUAAGAGGGGCAGCAGUGACUCUCACAGUUCAGAGGAGUUGCUCAUGCAGGGAAGCUGCAGAAGACAUCACCCCUCUAGUUCAGGAAGUAAUGGUGGAGUUCAGGAGUGUGUGAAGUUCAUCCGUCCACCUCUAAAUCCUCCUUCACGAGAGCAGCAAACCUCAGCACAUGAAAAAGAGAUCAGUGAAAAAAGAUGCAGUAGAGCUGGUGAUGUCGCUUCACUCAUUUUUCACCUACCAGCAGACUUUUUCCACCCAGCUUCUGCAGCACACUCAGACAGUCAUGGGGACAGCAUGAGCCCUAACGACAUAAGCCCAUCCAGGUUGGCCUCCCCUGCCUCCUGGGCCUCCCUACGCUCUCCUGGAUCCAGCAGCAGGCCUUUAAGCUCUCAGCACCCAUCCCACAGUGACUCAACCUUGGCCACUGGCAGUUCAGAUGGCAGCCUGCAGGCCACACUGGAUGAAGGGCUCAGCUUUAGCGUCUGCCCACCUCAACAGCUGGAACUCCCUGUGCCUCUCCUCUGCCCUGUCCCCCGCCUUUCGUUGCACCCUCGAGAAACUGCCACAGCAGAUCCAGAGCAGUCAUUGAUAAACAGACGGAGUUCUGCUCUUACUCUGCAUGCGAAUCGAAGGAAACAGAGGAGCCACAGCAGCAGCAGCAUUGGAAGUACCAGCCCAGGCUGCCCCCAGCAGUACUCUAUGGAGCCCUCAGAUGAAGAGGUGGGCACAGGGACAAGAAGAGAUGGCUGCCGCCAAGCCCUCUACAGCGAACAUUUGUCAGAAACACUGAACAGCCUCUCCCUUACGUCGCUGCUCACCCCAGGCGCUCUGGCACCCACAGUGAUGAAGAAAUGUAACAGCACAGGCUCUCUAGACCAGUCAAAUCUAUCUGCCCGAGGUAAAGAUGGCCGACACUUAUGUGCCGAUCCCCAUGGUUUCUUGUCCAACCCCUGGACUGAGGGAAGGGAAAAAGGUCCACAGGAGGACAGUAAUGUGACAGGCAUGAAGAGCAGCACUCGACAUAUCAACACAAGCUCCAGGAAAAAAAGAUGAAACACCUCUUGCCCUUCUGUUGUGGAACAGUUAAAUCAUCUGCAUUUCUGGUGUUUGAGCAGAGUAUGAAGAGACCUUUUAACACAGGUCCUGUGAAAAAAUUCUUAAACAAUUCACUUCAUUCAGUGUUCUGUUAUAUUAAUUUUCUCCUCAGAUUUGGCUGCUUAAGAUAUGUAAUUUCAUAAAACAUGCCUCAUUUUCCCUUUUGCACAGGACACGGUUAUCUUUUGACAGAUUUUAACAGUAAUUACAAGCUGAUUCACCUUUUAGCACAACCUUGAUUUGGCUUUGAACUUUGCCAGUCUUGGGCUUUAUAUCUGAAUAAUCCUGAUAGGACAUUCACAAAAGCAAUUAGAGAAAACAGGCCUGAAGUUUGUAGUGAUUGACAAACAUUACUAGGUGAUAUUAAAUUACAGGACACAGGGCUUGCUUGACCCUAUGUGCCCGCACCCUCUGUUAAAAAAAGAGAACAGUCUUGCAUGGCUGAUUAUAACCUAUGAAGCUCCUUUUUGAGGAAGAACUGAACUUUGUACAGCUAGUCUUGUAGUCUUUUUUAAUAUCCAUGGAUAACAGUAGCAUCCCCCUUUUCCAAUCUCUAGUGAAUAUGGUAGAUUAACAAAGAACUGUAUUUUAUUUUUACAAUUAUUUUUUUUUUUCAGUUUUAAAAGACACACGUGUCUUUAUUUGUGGGAAAAAGAAAGAGGGGACACAGAUAUAAGGAGACAAGCCAGGAGCAUGGCAAAUCUAAGAAUAGGUAAAGGGACUCUACUAAAAAGAAAGACUUCAUUAAUGCUGCUGAAAAUUAAAGUGAGGAGUUGGAGGAAGCAUUGUUCACUUUAAGAGACAGAAACAUUUUUACUUUUGAAGUACAUAUGAAGGGCUAUAAUGUACUGAGUGCAGACCUGGGCUAAAUACUAUUGUUAAAUAACACCUCAUUUAGUUUUAUUACAAAUUUUAUCUGGGCAUUUCCAUUAACCAAAAAUACUUCACUAAUGUGAAUAUGUAGACAUGGAAAUAUGCAGUCACAAAUAUGUUCCCGUAGUAAAUGUCUGAAACACCCAAAAUAUAAAAAUUUAAAUUAUCUUUAGAAGUUUUAUAUCAGAAUAAUGAAAUGUAACACUUCUCAGUUUCAGGAAAAAGGCAAGAGGUUCUUCUUACUUGUUAGGGCAUGUCUUUGGAUAGGAUUGAAGCCAGUGUGCCCUGCUUACCUAAAACACAACAACAUCUGCAUUACAGCGUCCAACAUCGCAGGGCAGGGUUUUUUUGAGAGUCUGCUUUGACAGGGUGCUUAACAGUAAAUGCUUUUGCCUUUUUUGUGCACUUGCAGUUUGGACUGUAGCACACUUUGUCAGGUACAAAAAGGAAUGCUUUCAUACCAACAAUAUGUCAAUUCAUACCAGGCUUGGCUAUGUGGUUGAGUCAGCUUUUCAAAAAGUAGUCAUUUGACCCAGGUCUGCUUGAGUGUAGCAUGUUUUUAGAAAACAGUAUGGCAAGCAAUGUUGGUUAAAUUGAUGUUGUAUGCUUCCUUGAACACUUGAUGUAUUGACAAAAAGUGAUUACCUAUCCUAUCAUAUAUUUAUGUCACAGUCCAUAAAUAUCCAACCAAGUAGACCUCAGGUGGACCAAUGCUCUCAAAAUAAUCAUAAAAUACUACAAACACAAACAGCCACAUCCCCCGUAACAAGAUGUUGAUGUCAACACUAUGCAGGAUUUCUUUGUACUUGUUUCAGACAAGACAGAGAAAACCUCGGUGUUUAUGACCUCUACUUCGUAUUCAUCCCCAUUGUUGAGCUAACCCAGUCAUAUAACCUCCCUUCAGUAAGGAAAAUUAAGUAUUAAAUGAAUACCCCACCUCUAUCUAAGAUAUGCAAUAUGCUGCGGUGUGAUGAUGUACAGUUAGAUGUAUGAGACUUAUAGAGAUAGGCAAUAUAAAGAGAAAAGAUUGUAAUUUAUGAAUUUAUGUAUUCGAAUAAAAUGUCACCAUCAUUCAAAGGUCACCAAAAAGGAGAUUGUGUAUUAAUGUAUUCUAAAUUGUGUGUUGCCUUUCUCCACCAUCUCAAUCCAAUUUUAGUUUACUCAAAUGCAUGUUUUUCUUUUGUUGUUUUUCUUUUAGUUUUCUUAAAUGUCAGUCUUGUGUCAUAAAAAUGGAAUAGAUUUUAAACCGUGUCUGACUCUUGAUCUUUUUUCAUGAUGUUGUUUAAUAUAUAUCCCAUAUAUAAGAUUUGAUCACAG